Messenger RNA from Exophiala spinifera, 951 nucleotides. RefSeq lists its product as uncharacterized. NCBI's taxonomy places the organism in Eukaryota, Fungi, Ascomycota, Eurotiomycetes, Chaetothyriales, Herpotrichiellaceae. The record is from RefSeq and is a predicted model, not a curated record. Gene Ontology annotation, cellular component: mitochondrion. The coding region runs from base 1 to 951 and encodes 316 amino acids. Gene Ontology annotation, biological process: iron-sulfur cluster assembly; mitochondrial respiratory chain complex I assembly. The transcript has 2 exons. Gene Ontology annotation, molecular function: 4 iron, 4 sulfur cluster binding; ATP-dependent FeS chaperone activity; ATP binding.
AUGCGCAAGUGCUUCAGCACCUGCGCGACAAGUCUGAGCCAUGAGAACCCACUAGGUCUCCCCCGAUCCUCCAAGCCACCACCACCUACCAUUCCCCGAGCCCAGCGCGGCCUUCCCGCGAAACGCCCCGUCCCCAAUGUGCGACACACCAUCGCCGUGUCGUCCGCGAAGGGCGGCGUAGGCAAAUCGACGCUAUCCGCGAACCUCGCGCUGUCGUUGUCGCGCCACGGACUGCGCACUGGUCUCCUCGACACCGACAUCUUCGGGCCGUCGGUGCCCACGCUGCUCGGCCUCACGGACCCGUCCAUCUCGCAGCCCACGACCACGCCCUCCGGCCGCCUGGUGCCCUUGACCUCGCACGGCGUCCGGAGCAUGUCGAUGGGCUACCUCCUCCCGUCCGAGUCGGCGCCGGUGGCGUGGCGCGGGCUCCUGGUGAUGAAGGCGCUCCAGCAGCUCCUCUGGGACGUGGACUGGUCGCCGGGCCUGGACGUGCUCGUCCUCGACAUGCCCCCGGGCACCGGGGACGUGCAGCUCACCAUCGGACAGCAGGUCACGCUCUCGGGCGCCGUGGUGGUGAGCACGCCGCAGGACAUCGCGCUCAAGGACGCCGUCAAGGGCGUCGAGAUGUUCAAGAAGAUGGACAUCCCCGUGCUGGGCAUGGUGCAGAACAUGAGCGUCUUCGUGUGUCCCAAGUGCGGCGAGGAGACGAGGGUGUUUGCUGCACAUCCACACUCGCACGGCGGCGGCGGCGGCGGUGCAGAGUCCAAGGCGCGCGACCUCGGCGUGGACUUCCUGGGCGAUGUGCCUUUGGACGCGAGGAUUUGCGCCGACGCGGAUCGCGGUAUGCCCACCGUCGUCGCGGAGGAGGCGAGCGGCGUCAAGGUCAACACACGCUAUUAUGAACGCAUAGCAGAGCAGGUGGCAAGGAAGAUUGGGCUGGACUGGGCUUGA